Messenger RNA from Aspergillus versicolor CBS 583.65, 1708 nucleotides. Its product is annotated as Zn(II)2Cys6 transcription factor. Gene Ontology annotation, biological process: regulation of transcription by RNA polymerase II. The transcript has 4 exons. Bases 224 to 1708 code for a protein of 494 amino acids. Lineage: Eukaryota; Fungi; Ascomycota; Eurotiomycetes; Eurotiales; Aspergillaceae. Gene Ontology annotation, molecular function: zinc ion binding; DNA-binding transcription activator activity, RNA polymerase II-specific. The record is from RefSeq and is a predicted model, not a curated record.
AAUGAAGUUGAUGAUAUUUUUGCCUCUUGUGUUACUGUAGUGUAGAUCGAUCCCCGAGUUGGAGAAGGCUGAAUGCGGGACCGCCGGGCACUUUUACGAGCCUCCUUCUCUCAGCUGCCUGCCCAUGACAACUCAGCUCGUACUCUGACCCAGGGACUGACGUACGAUGAGUCUCUUCUUCUUCAUCCAUUCCCCCGUCCGGUUGAAGCCUGGAUAAUCCAGCAUGGAAGGCCAAAACACUCCAUUCCGUGUCAAACUCCCAUCUAGACCCGAGCAACGCGCCUACCAUGCCCGUCGGGCUCAUCGCAAGUCGCGCGAGGGCUGUGCAAAGUGCAAGCAGCGACGAGUCAAGUGCGAUGAAACGCGACCCCGCUGCCAGAAAUGCGAGCGACUCGGCCUCGACUGCACUUACGAAGCGAUCCUCCCUGCAGGCUGCGGGAAAAUAAAGAAGCGAGACAACAAUGAUGCUCUUAUUGCACAAUUCCUCGAUCGAGUUCCCGUAAUUUCACCUGACAGCACGGCGCAGUCUCUCGCCAUCCGUGCAGUUGCGCUGCAGGUCGAUAAAGUACUGGAGCUCAAGCAAGUCAAGUUCAAGGAGUGCUUGAGUAAUUUGGAUACGUUGCGCCAUUUUCAGGAUACGAUUACGCCGACAAUUAUCAGUAAUUCGGGGAGGGAGGUUAUGCGAGGGAAGAUGAUUCGGUUGGCGUUGCAGUCGCCGUAUCUGAUGCAUAGUAUUAUUGCUGUUGCAGUUGCGCACCUCCGCAAUGUCCUCCCAAAGAGCAGUACAAGUCUAGAUAAAUACAGCGUGCUUGAAGCGCAUCACUGGCAGCGCGCGAUCAGACAGUACAGCACGGAGCUUCAAGGCCCCAUCGGCCCUGAAAACAUGGACGCGAUGUUCUCCGCCUGUCUCCUAAUGACUGUGAACUCCUUCACAAUGGAGGAGUAUAACCCGCGCAAAUCGUUCGUGUUCUCGCCGAACCCUGCAGAAUCACUGAACUGGCUAUUUCUCCAGUCCGGCUUACGCCAUUUACUUGGCCGUUCCAAGUCCUGGCUACGCAAAAGUAUGUGGUUCGAUAUGUUCAUGGAGUCCAGAGAUGAGCUCUUUGAAGAUACCCGCCCUGGAAGAGUGGGUCUACACCCCGAGCUUGCAGACCUAUGUGGCAUAACUGAAUCCUCAACGGAAGAGAACAACCCAUAUCUUUGGCCGCUACGAAUGUUAUCGGCGAUCAUGAGGCUCGAGCCGUCGGCGAAGAAUUUCCCACGGAUAACGACAUUCAUGGGACGCCUUCUACCCCCUUACUAUGAACGCUUGAUCGCAAAAGACCCGCCUGCGUUGAUAAUUCUGAGCUGGUGGUUGGUGCUCAUGCAGAAAGUCAACUUGUGGUGGGUGCAGAACCGCGCCAGGUCUGAAUGUACUGCUAUCUGCAUGUAUCUAGAAGACAGUUGCGAUCCGCUCGUCUUGCAGCUCUUAGAGUUCCCUGCUGAAGCGUGUGGGUAUCUCCUCCCGCAUGUUCAGUUGGAACUCCCACUUGGUCGAGCUAACGACAAUGAUACUAGUGAGAAGCCCUCGGCAGAUUGGAUCCCCGAUAAGCUGUCACUUUCUCACACUAUGACGCUGAGACCUGGCGAAGUUCAUAAAGUCCGUCAGUAUGCGACUCCGUUGGGAAGUCGCGCUGAAGGAAGUCACAGCCAUGAGCCUCCAGCCUAG